UUUUAAUUACAAACAUAAGUGCAGCCGCUUACGUUUGUGAAAAACAUUUUCACGAAAAUGAUAUUAAAAAAGGUGAAGUUGUGCGCGAUGCUGAUGAAUUUAUUAUUGGAAUCCGAAAUCAUGUGAAACUGACCCACCCCUGUACCCACUUGCGUCCGACAUCUUGGUUUUUUAUCUCUUUUUUUUACAUAUGUUAGAGAGAGACGAAAUGAAAAGACAACUACCGCAAGUGGGUCGACACCAGAGGGCCUACGCAGCUCUGCGGUUCCCAAUGUAUUGUUGUCAGUUUUCGUCAAAACGACUGGUCAAGGGAGCUUUUCCUUGCAGUCAUGAUAAUUCCGAUUGUGAAGAGGAGUUUCUAUGUAGUAAAAGGUUUAAAAGUGAUGUGGAUGAAUGUUUCCCAGAAAAUCUUUUAGAAGAAAAUAUGGAUAUAGACGAUUUACCCUGUAAUAAAAGUGAAAUACAGGGAGAAUUAAUUAAUAGUAGCCUAAAGCCCGAAGAUCCUAAUGUCAACAAUACAGUUCCUAUAAUCAGUUUAUAUGAGGAUUUAGUACAAAAGUUAGGAAAUUUAAAGCUGCCAAGGGAUGAAUGGGGAAUAACGCACUGCAAGCAAACCAAAUUACUUGUUUUUCCUUUUCUAAAAGUAAUUCCAUCUUCUACUAGCAGAAGUGUUACACCAACUUUCACUAAACAGGUAACGGUUAAUGGUGAAUCUGAGGUGCAAUUGAUAUUCUUAGGACAAAGUCUUGAAUUGGAUUGCGUAAAAAACAAACCAUCAAGUUUCAAGGAGUUUGAAAAAUUACUUUUUGAAAUAGAUAAAUUGGAAACUUGUGUAGGAGGUCCCGGCAGCCAUCUGUAUAAAAAUAUUCAUCCUGAGUGUGCACAAAGAGAUUGAGUAACGUGGAGGCAUAACAAAUGUCCAAAAGUUAUGGACAACGUAACCGUACAUGAAACUGAAGUUACCAACGUUGAUUCAACGAAAAACUUAAAAAAAAAAUUUCUCAGGAUACAAAUUUUUCUUGAUUACU
Leptopilina heterotoma is the source of this 1028-nucleotide messenger RNA. RefSeq lists its product as uncharacterized. The transcript is spliced from 3 exons. The record is from RefSeq and is a predicted model, not a curated record. NCBI's taxonomy places the organism in Eukaryota, Metazoa, Arthropoda, Insecta, Hymenoptera, Figitidae. Bases 191 to 895 code for a protein of 234 amino acids.